Messenger RNA from Leptopilina heterotoma, 4948 nucleotides. RefSeq names its product importin-5 (gene Karybeta3). Gene Ontology annotation, molecular function: nuclear import signal receptor activity. The record is from RefSeq and is a predicted model, not a curated record. Gene Ontology annotation, biological process: protein import into nucleus. Gene Ontology annotation, cellular component: cytoplasm; nucleus. The coding region runs from base 162 to 3458 and encodes 1098 amino acids. The transcript is spliced from 12 exons. Lineage: Eukaryota; Metazoa; Arthropoda; Insecta; Hymenoptera; Figitidae.
UAUUGGAAAUUAUUGGAAAAAUUAACAAAUUUCGGGACUAUUUUUUUUGUAAAAAAUAGAAAACUCGAAUGUCAAGGAAAUAUCGAUAGGUAUCGAUGAAGUUAAAGCAUCGGUUUUCACACAUACAACACUAGUACGCAGUGUGGAAUUAUUCGUUCAUAAUGGCGGAAGAUCAUAGUCAGUUUCAACAACUCUUAAACACACUCCUAAGUACUGAUAACGAUGUUCGGACACAAGCAGAGGAAGCAUAUAAGAAUAUUCCCUUGGAAAAUAAAGUCGAAUUCCUAGUAAGCUUCAUUUGUAACACUUCUUAUGUGGAGGACUUAAGAUCAAUGGCUGCAGUUUUACUGCGCCGGCUAUUUUCAUCAGAAUUUAUGGAAUUUUAUCCCAAGAUUCCACCGGAAGGACAAGCUCAACUUAAAGAACAAAUUCUUCUGGCGGUGCAAAAUGAACAGAGCGAUAAAAAUCGUCGGAAAAUAUGUGAGGUCGUUGCGGAAGUUGCACGAAAUUUAAUUGACGAAGAUGGUAACAAUCAAUGGCCAGAGUUCCUGCAAUUCUUAUUUCAGUGCGCGAAUGGACCAGUGCCAGAACUUAAAGAAAGUGCUCUUCGUAUGUUUACAUCGGUUCCCGGCGUUUUUGGCAAUCAACAAGCUCACUAUCUUGAAUUAAUUAAACAAAUGCUACAACAAUCAGUUAUAGACUCGGCAAACUAUGAGGUUCGAUUUCAAGCAGUAAGAGCGAUAGGUGCAUUUAUAAUGCUUCACGACAAGGAAACAAAUAUUCAAAAGCAUUUUUCUGAACUUUUACCAGCAAUCGUUCAGGUGACGGCUCAAUCAGUUGAGAAGCAAGAGGAUGAAGCAUUACUUAAAGUUUUAAUUGAUCUGGCAGAAUCGACGCCUAGAUUUCUUCGACCACAAUUAGAGAAUAUAAUGGAAAUGUGCAUGAAAAUAUUUUCCAACGAGGAAAUGGGAAAUUCAUGGAGACAAUUGGCUCUUGAAGUUUUAGUAACACUCGCUGAAACAGCACCGGCAAUGGUGCGUAAAAUUGGUGGGAAAUAUAUUGAAACUCUCGUUCCAUUGGUGCUGAAAAUGAUGACUGAUCUUGAAGAUGACGACGAAUGGAGUUUCGCUGACGAAAUUAUUGAAGAAGAUAACGAUAGUAAUAAUGUUGUGGCAGAAAGUGCUUUAGAUAGAUUGGCAUGUGGUUUAGGUGGUAAAACAAUGUUACAUCAUAUUGUUCAAAAUAUUCCAACAAUGUUGAAUAAUCAGGAUUGGAAAUACAGACAUGCCGCAUUAAUGGCGAUUUCCGCUGUUGGAGAGGGCUGUCACAAGCAAAUGAAAGAAAUUCUAAAAGAAAUUAUGGAUGGAGUUGUGAAUUUCCUACAAGACCCACAUCCACGUGUAAGAUAUGCGGCUUGUAACGCAGUGGGACAAAUGUCAACAGACUUUGCGCCAACAUUUGAGAGAAAUUUCCACGAGAAAGUAAUACCAGGACUUUUAAUGGUGUUGGAUGAUAAUGCGAAUCCACGAGUCCAAGCACACGCUGGCGCGGCGCUUGUAAACUUCAGCGAAGAUUGUCCCAAACACGUUUUGCUUCCCUAUUUAGAUGGAAUAAUGGGAAAAUUGGAGUCGAUACUAACUGCUAAAUUUCAGGAAUUGGUAGAAAGAGGAACGAAACUUGUUUUAGAACAGGUUGUAACGACAAUCGCUUCGGUAGCUGACACAUGUGAGGAGCAGUUCGUUAAAUAUUACGACAGACUGAUGCCUUGUUUGAAAUACAUUAUUCAGAAUGCAAAUCAACAGGAGCAUAAAAUGCUUCGUGGAAAGACAAUCGAGUGCGUGAGUCUUAUUGGUUUAGCUGUUGGAUCCGAGAAGUUUAUUUCCGAUGCCAGUGAGGUAAUGGACAUGCUUCUAAAAACCCAUUCCGAAGGCAAUUUAUCGGAUGACGAUCCACAGACGAGCUAUUUAAUAUCCGCUUGGGCGAGAAUUUGUAAAAUUCUCGGCAAACAAUUCGAGCAAUAUUUGCCAUUGGUUAUGGGACCAGUAUUACGUACAGCAGCUAUGAAGCCAGAAGUUGCGUUGCUAGACAAUGAAGAUAUGGAAGGAGUCGAGGGCGACCUCGAUUGGCAAUUCAUUUCUCUUGGAGAACAACAAAAUUUUGGAAUUAAAACUGCUGGAUUAGAAGAUAAGGCGUCAGCAUGUGAAAUGCUUGUUUGUUAUGCUCGUGAAUUGAAGGAAGGAUUUGUAAAUUAUGCCGAGGAAGUUGUUAGUCUAAUGGUGCCUAUGUUAAAAUUCUAUUUUCACGAUGGUGUACGAACAGCUGCGGCCGAAAGUUUACCAUGUCUACUAGAUUGUGCCAAAAUAAAAGGACCUCAAUAUCUUCAGGGAAUGUGGGCCUAUAUUUGUCCCGAAUUAUUAAAGGCCAUUGAAUCAGAACCAGAAUCAGAAGUUCUAUUGGAAUUGCUCUGCUCGCUGGCAAAAUGUAUCGAGACUCUUGGUGCCGGUUGUUUAGACACACAGCCAAUGGCUGAACUCUUACGAAUUCUAGAUAAACUUCUUAAUGAACAUUUCGAACGGGCUGUGCAAAGAUUGGAGAAACGAAAGGAUGAAGAUUAUGAUGAGGUGGUUGAAGAACAACUCGCGGACGAGGACAAUGAUGAUCUCUACACAUUAAGUAAAAUAUCGGAAAUUCUACACGCUCUGUUUGUGACACAUAAAUCAACAUUCUUUCCCUUCUUCGAUCAAAUUUGUGGACAUUUCGUGAAACUUUUGGCACCGGAACGUUCAUGGUCGGAUCAUCAAUGGGCUUUAUGUGUUUUUGAUGAUGUGAUCGAAUUCGGAGGACCUGAUUGUGUUAAAUAUCAGGAAUUCUUCUUGAGACCAAUGAUUCAAUACAUAACGGACGAGUCCGCCGAAGUUAGGCAAGCAGCAGCUUAUGGUUGUGGAGUUUUGGGACAAUUUGGAGGAGAGGCUUUUGCACAGGCUUGCGCCGAGGCUUUGCCAAGGUUAGUCGAGGUGAUAAAUAAACCGAAAUCAAGAGCACCUGAAAACGUGAAUCCAACGGAAAAUGCCAUUUCGGCAAUUACGAAAAUUCUCAAAUACAAUAAUUCAGCGAUAAAUGUCGACGAGAUGCUUCCACAUUGGUUGUCUUGGUUACCAGUUGUUGAAGAUGAAGAUGAAGCACCACAUGUAUACGGUUAUCUUUGUGAUUUGAUAGAAGCAAAUCAUCCAGUAGUUUUAGGCAUGAACAAUACAAAUUUACCAAGAUUAAUUAGCUUUUUCGCGGAAGCACUUCACAAAGAUGUGGUACCAACUUCGAGUCCAGUGAUGCCAAGGAUAAUCAGUAUCGUUAGGCAAAUUCAAAGCAACGAAACAAUGUUCCAAGCAUGUAUAACUUCUUUGACGACAGAUCAACAACACGCUCUCCACGAGGCACUCAGUGGACAAGCAACAAAUUAAGUUUGCAACAUUCGACAAACUUUUUUCUAAUUGACGUAAAUUUACGUUUUCAACCCCUGAGAUAAAAAAACGAAAGGAUCACUGAUAUCUAGAGGUAGCUAGAAUGUACCUAAUUUUCACAAUCGAUUUUUUGUCUCAGCCUAAAAAAAACGACCAUCAUUUUACAACAAGGUGCAUUCGUCUGUUUUUGCUUACUCGCUCUGUUAUUGUUAAUAUUUUUCAAAUCGAUUCUUUAAAAUAAAUCCCGAAAGAAACUCGAAUGUUAAAUGCUCGAAAAUGUAAAUUGUGAAUUCGCAUACAAACACUAAAUUAUAAAUAGUCCACAGUUUCGUCGGUUUAAGUGUAAAAUAUAAAUGAAAUUGAGUCUGCGGCUCACCCAUUAAAAACGAAACUUGGACCUUUUUUUCUACAAAUUUUUUUUAUAUAUGAAAAUUUUUUUUCUUCGUCUUUAUUGGUAAAAUUGUGUAGCUUGACGAAGGUACACAGUUGUUUGGAAUCACUUUUCAAAAAUAACGUGUAGCCUCAAAUAUCAUCUAUUCGACAUUUUUUUAUUAUUAAUUUUUUCCUUUGUAUUCCGACAUUUGUUGAUCAUGUGUCGUGAACAAUAAUUUCGACUUAAUAAUCGAUAGUGAUUAGCUUAAUGUGUCGUUAAUAAAUUAUGAAUUCCUGGAUGGAAUUUUAUUUUUUUCAUGUUCUUCAAGUUGUAAACGUUUAAGUUAUUUCUGUAUAAUUAAAUUAAAAAACUUUUUAAAGUCGAAUAAUUUAAUUUUUGUAUUAUUUAUUUUAAAGUGUCGUUUAAAUUUACCGUUUUUUGAAUAAAUCAUCCUAAUUGAAUUUUAAAGUGAAAUUGUUAGUGAGGAAUUUUUUUUUCAACUCGAACGUUUAGAACUUGAGGAACAUAUUUCUUUGAUGUUAUUCUAAAUCAUCGAAGGGAUGUUACUUCGUUGCUAUAGGAACGCGAUGCGAUUCGGUUUCUAAAGAGAACACGUUUUAGUAAGAUUAUAUUUACAUUUUGAUAUUUCCCGCCAAAUGAUGGCUAAAACGAUUUUCUAGAGGAGACGUGUGCGAGAUUUUAUAGAGAACCUUAUAUUGUAUCUGUAAAUAUUUGAAAAAUCAAUCCUCCCUCAUUGUUAUACAGGAUGCUUUUGGCAUUGCGAUCUUGUGUAAUCAUUCUCAUUUCACAAAACAAAAAAAAAAUUGUCACUCCGAGUUAUUGCCUUCAACAAUUUGACAAAAUUAUGAAAGCAAAUAGACUGGAAAAAAGCCACUAACUCAUUGCCAUCCCUCGAAGGCAUGAUAUUGUGAUUUAGGUAUUUUAUUAUUAAAUUUAAGUAUGAUAAAUGUUAUUUAAUAGUAAUAUCUAUAAUAUCGCAACGUUCAAGUUAGAUAGGACGGUGUAAGAGUGCCUCUCGAAUGAAAAUGUAAUUAACAGAUUUACUGAUUCGCAUCCAAAGCUCUUUUUAAAAUAUCCAUUAAAUAUUAUAUCAGUA